Messenger RNA from Triticum aestivum (bread wheat), 2049 nucleotides. RefSeq lists its product as uncharacterized. The record is from RefSeq and is a predicted model, not a curated record. Lineage: Eukaryota; Viridiplantae; Streptophyta; Magnoliopsida; Poales; Poaceae. Bases 468 to 1733 code for a protein of 421 amino acids. The transcript is spliced from 13 exons.
UACAACUCGUUUCCCUCCUCCCCUCCCCAGACUUUAGACUUGUUCCUUCGGCUCAUCACCUCCAACUCCAAGACCAGGAGAACCUUCGUUCGUUCUCCUCCAGUUCUACUUCCCCAAAUCAAAUCAAAUCAAAUCCCAAUACAUGAGAGCUAGCUCCUUCUAGAAGCGUAGUACGUAUCUUUCCUGCAAGACAAGAAGCAGCACAUGCGACAAGAUUAAGGAACAAGCGAGGCUGAUUAAAGGCGCACGUUCCGGUUCAGAUUAUAAGUGCGGCCGCUGAGCGAAGCCCAAAAGGCUCACCGUAAAGCAAGGAGCAAAGGUGAGGAUCUUUCCGUCGCUUUUGCACUUCUUGUGCUAUCAAUCAGAAUCAGGGUUCCUUGGGAUAAACUUUUUUCCUUGAUCUCCAGUCUUCACUACCAGGUGACCGGCUCUCCGACAAAUUCAUUCGUGCAGAUAGGGUAGCGCCCAUGGGUUGUGGGGCGUCGAAAUGGAAGGAUCCCGGUGUUGUGCGCCGGGGGAGGCCAAGAAGCGUCGGGGAGGUGGUCGUCUUCCUCCCAGGGCUGAGGGUACCAAGAACCGUAGACUUCCCGCAGUCUCUCGGGGAUCACCUCGACACGAGCACGGUGGAGAGGCUGUCGGCUCUACGAGCAACGGUCGUGACAAUGGCAAUGCAGGAAUCGGCCAUGGCCCUGAAGCCGCGGCGAAGGACGACGCGGCACGGAGGAUCUGGCACUGCUAAUCUUCUCCAGGCUUUGGAAGAGUACCUGCCGGUUCUGCUAGGGCUGGUGAAAGAAAGCAGUGAUCUGAGAAACAAAGUGCAGUUUGUUUGGGCUAACCAAGAGGACGAUUCUGAGGAGACAUCCAUGGCCGAUGCUUGGUAUGAGGUGCUGUCUGUGCUGCACCUCAUGGCCAUGGUGUGCUUCCUGCAGGCCAACUCGCUGCUGCUUCCGAGGUCAUACGGCGACGGCCAGGGGCCGAGAGUAUCUGAAGAGAGCAGGCGAGCCACUGUUGAUGUUUUCUUGAAAGCAGCUGGGUACUUGGAUUGUGCAGUUAAUCAAGUACUUCCGCAGAUACCGCCUGAAAAAAGAAGGGCACUCCCAGUAGAUCUAGUUGAAGGAAAUCUAAAAGCUCUUAGCUUGCAAGGACUUGGCCAGGGAGUUGAUAUGCAACUUGGAUUGGCAAUUGAUAAUCCAAAGGCCACUUUAGCAGUCAAACGGCGUUUAGCUUGCGAGAUGGUCAAAUAUUGGCAGCAGAUUAAGGAUAGCAUACCAGAGCUUCCUUUGUCGGAUGGAUGGGCGAAAAAGCACACACUAUUUGUAAAGUGGAAGUAUGCUGAAGCAAAGGCUGCUGCAUACUACUUCCAUGGGUUGAUUCUUGAUGAGGGAAACACCGAGAAAUCACAAGAGAUGGCAAUAUCAUCCCUACAAGCGUCAGAGGAGUUUCUGAAAGAGAGCAAAAGAGCCUCUAAGGCCUUCCAUUCAACUCCUCCGACAUCAAGGAUCUCAACUCCUUUCGGAACAACCAAACAUCUCUUGGACAUGAUCCCAAAAGAGACAUUAAGCAAGCUCCAGAAUAACCAGGACCUUAACACCCAAGAAAGACCAUCAAAUACCGGAGUCAGCCAGAUCAUCACACCGCCGCCUCCAUUGCCAGAUUUCCCUUUGGCCCUAAAUCCUGAGGAAUAUGAGCUCCCCCAAUUAGACCCACUGUUGAAGAAGGAAGCUAACCACUAAUGAAGUUUCGUUACCAAGCUCAGGCAAGAAAGAAGGCCUUCUUCUAAAAGGGAUAACUCCUCCGCAGCUGAAAAAGAGCAUAAAUUCUGCAACACUUUAGAGGGCAAAAGUGAGAAACGAAGUCUAUUACGCCGAAUGUUAGAAAGAAAAACAAUUUUAUUAAUGUCGACCAGUUAAAAUGAAUUACCAAGCUAGUCCAAGGAUCUGAAGAGCAUUGUACAGACAGAUAUUUUCGUUUGAAUUACACAAAUGCUUUUGUUGACAGAUUUCUAGCCACCAACUGUGCUAGAAAUGUGUAUAAAGCAAGCAUCCAGUA